This is a messenger RNA of Magallana angulata, 2965 nucleotides long. RefSeq lists its product as uncharacterized. Bases 315 to 1562 code for a protein of 415 amino acids. The record is from RefSeq and is a predicted model, not a curated record. Lineage: Eukaryota; Metazoa; Mollusca; Bivalvia; Ostreida; Ostreidae. The transcript is spliced from 11 exons.
UAAUGGAAACCGAAAGUAAAACAAUCUGGGUUUUUUAAAAGAGUUAUGAAACUAUUCGACGUUGAAAAUUUAUUCUCUAUCAGACGUGCCUACCUGUGGUUUAUUUCUGAAAGUAUUGAUGACGAGAAACCUGUAAAACCGUAUUUUGAUGAGCUUCCCUUUCUUGAGAAAAUUAUAAUUUUUAAAUUAUUUCUCAUACAAAACUAUUAACUGAAGGAGAUGUUGAAUCCUUGAUUAUUUAUAGAUCUUGGAUAUUACACUUUGUCAUCUGCAUAAUAAGACUAAUGGGACUUCAGAAUAUCGUAACUUAAACAAUGAUGUCUGUGCUCUGUGCCAUUAUGUUUGCCAGUGGGGCAUUCUUUGUAACAUCAUCAAUGUGUCCUGAGUCAAUACCCACCGUCUCCAUUGUGUCUCGUUGUCCUUCCAACGCUAUGGAGUGGAAAUCGGCAGCGGAGAGGAAAAAGUGUGAUUUCCUCGGAAAGAUUCAGAAUUGUACACAGGCUGAGAACUUCGUGUACCAUUGUGUUCUUAAUAAAGAGACAACAGAGUUGUUGGAACUUUGUGCACCUGUAUGGUUUAUGGCAGGAUAUUGUGCCCGUUUUAGUGAAGUAAACAAAAGAAUCAUUAAUGACCCUGGUUUGGACUGUACAAAGUUUGAUCCUCCCUGUCCAUCAAGGUUCCCAUCCAAUGAGUCUUACAAGUACCAGACAUGUUACAGAAGCAUAAUUGAGAAAACAUUUGUUUUCCAACAAAGAAUGUACAUGAGUGCAGAUUUCAAUACCUCUGUCCCAUCUGCAUUUGCUGUUAGUUUUGGAAUAAUAUUGGUCUUGCUGAUCUUGCUAUUUGUCGUCGGAUUCAAGUUGGAAUGGAUAAAGUUUACAAUACCGUGUUUGAAAAAGGACGACAUUGAAAAACAAAUUGAAGACCAGAAUGAAACAGUAGAAAUACCGUUGUUGGAAGCAAACAAAGAGAAGAAUGAAGGAGGUGAAAUAACGGCGAAAGCGAAAAACAUGUGUCCCCAAAAAGUAGAGGAUAGCAGACAAUUUGGAAUUCGUAGUUUGUCCGGGGAUGUUGACGAGAAUGGUUAUCUUAGGGACGUCAAAACUAUCGGCGAUUUACGAGACUUACUCUCUGCAAAGAUUAAAAAACCAAGAGAUAUACUACUUAUCGUCGAUAGAGAAAAGGGGAUAAUUUUCAACGAUGACACUGAAAUUGAAACCCUUAACGCGACACCCAAUGAAAUGAUGAUAGGAAACGAAAACAGGAUGACGGCGACAGGAGAGGAUGACGAAACUCCGGUUGAUGACGUUAUAUCCAACAAACGUUUAACUGUCGGAAAAUGUAAAAUGUGGUGUGGACAUUGGACAGCUCCGAAUUCACUUUUUGAUUGGACAAAAGAGAAAUUGCCUGGUGCCUUAACUGAAGGUCUCCCAUGCCCAAAGUGUAGUCAGAUUUGGAAUAUAGACGACCUGAUAGAAAAAUGCAAAAUGUCUCCAGAUGAACGACUUUUCUUUAAAUCAGUUGAAACUAUUAUUAAACGUAAUGUUGAACUUGCAAAGUAGAAAAUAUUGUACAUUCUUGUUUAGCAAUUUUGAUAUCAUAGCGUUACAUGUAUAUUGUAUAAACAUUGUUUGCCUAUGCUUUUUAAAAAAAAAGAUAAAACAUGUACAUAUAUGGAUAUGGGGGUUUUGUGUGUAAUAAAACAAAAUUAGUGAUUUCGUAUUUAGUAUGAGCUAUAUGGGGGUAUACAUAAUUUGAUGUAUAUAUGUAUAAAAAUGUUGAUUUAUAUGCAUUCUAACUUGAAAAUAUUUUGCAAGAAUUUAACGACCAGAUAUUAAAUAAUUUUUAUUUGAAAUGCUACAUUUAAAUAUAUACACGAAAAACAUUUUGAGGAUGCAGAAUAUGUCCCCUACCGAAUGCAAACUAGCCUUUCUUCGUUAAAAAAACUCAUCUAAAUUAUAAUGACCUAGUUAGUUCAACUUAUUUAUCCUACUCAAAAUAAUAAUAUAUGCCCCUCCAUGCAUGUAAAACUUUUUCAAGUUUUUGAUUUAUCUUUAUAUUUUAUUUAUAGUGUACUACACUUUCGCUUUUUUAUUUGACAUUUUAAAAUCUUUUUAUCGUCAUAAAUUACCAGAAAUAUAUGUAUUUCAAAUCAAUUAGGACGUCAAAAUGAAUAUAACAUCUUAAAGGCACUCUAAAAUUAUUGACUAGAUCUUGACCUUAAGGGGGAUGUCUACACCAAAUAUGUGUAGGAGAUUUUUGUUGCAUGCAUUUGUUACAACUAAUAGGCACAGUAUUCAACAAUAAUAGACCUCAAAGUAUAAUACUCUAUUUUUUAGAGAAUUUUUAAAAUAUCAGUCUGCUUCCAGAUAACUCUUUAUAUGUCAAAGUUUUAAACAUUUCUGUUAUAAAACUCUUAUGAAAGUGAAAUGUUAUAAAGUUUGAAAAUGAAAAACAAAAUAAUAAUGAAUGAAGUUUGUAUAAUUUUUAUUGGAAUCCACAUAAAUAUGAAACUAAAAUAUUUAAAAAUUCUUUUAAGGCAAACUGCUGGAUGAAAUCCCACAAAAAUCUGAAAAUAGAAACAAUAUUUGUUGGUUAAUAAGAUGAAAAAAAGAAAUUGAAUAAAACUGAAAAUUUAAAAGAAAUACUGAACUAUUGCAAAAAUCUUGGUUUGAAAGAUCCUGUUUAAGAGUUGUCUUUCUUGAUUUAACUUGGUAUCAAAUAUCUUGGGACCAAUUUUUGAAUUAAAAAAAAAUCACGAAGACAAAUUUUAAAAAGGUACAAGUAUAUGCUAAAAUGUAGGAAUAAGGUUAGGGGUGCUUAUGAUAAUGUUUGAAUCUGAAAAAAAUCAUAUUUUUGAUGAAUUCAUUAUAUUUAUAUUUUCCUCUUUAAAACAAAAUGUUAGUAGUAACGUUGCCUUUUACUUUUUUUUUAUAUACAAUACAAAUUAUAAACAGCCAUAUGC